CACCAUUUUUGUUCGUUUCCCCUAAAAUUUACAAAAUAGAGAAUAAUGAAAAAAACCUAGCCUGCUCCGCCGUGGAGGAGAUUCACACCACGACGAGCUCGUAAUCGGAGACAUCGAUCUCGCUAUCGCUGGGUUUCUAUGUUUACAUCGCUAAGAGAUUAACCAUCGAGCGUAGUGAAUUUGGUAUUGGGGGAUCAAGCGAACAGUAUCAUUUGAAAAUGGUGAAAGUAGUUGCUCCUAGUAGUUCUCUUCAGACCACUGGAGGGUCCAAAGCUGCGCCAAAAGCUAAGAGGAAGACGCCUUCUGAACUGAGAGGAGAACAAUUGAAACGGACUGCUUUUGUGGACCAAGCUAAAGAAGCUUUUGAUGCAUUGCGUCCUUGCAAAAGUGCUGAGAAAGAUAAUGGGCUCAAGAAACAAGAGCUUUCGAAGAAUCCAAAAUACAUAGAGAUGCGUAUGGAUGAACUGUAUCCUGUCAAAAAGGCUAUGCCUUGGAUGCUCUCUGGCAAAGAAAACUCUAAGGAAAAUGGUGCGAAGCAAUCCAGCAGCCUAAUCAAUGUUUCUUUACUCUCGAAUGUUGCUGCCAACAAAAGACAACUUAUUCGUGAGGAGAAUAAUGCUUCUACUGAAGUUUAUGAUGAUAUUAAGGCUGAAGCUCGUCAAACAAAUGAAAGAUGUAGCCAGAGCAUAUUUCGCAGUGUCACAGAACUUUCAACCAGGGGUGAAGAAUUAUCCUGCUUGCCAGAUAUUGAUAUGAACAAAGCAUUGAAAGGACUUGCCACUUGUGAACCAUUGCUGGUUCAUCCUGCCGACAUAAGUGUGAAAGAUGAUACUUCUGCUUCAUUAAGUGGAAAUUUCAUGUCUGAGUUCCAAGUUCCUGGGCAAAAGAUCCCUCUGGACCUUUCCUUGAAGACUUAUGCUCGACUUGUCUCCUCUUCUCCAUUAAGUUGGUUACAUAGGUCAAUCAUGGGUAGUACCUACAAUGGUAUGCCACAGCUGAAGUCGCUGUCGUGUAAUGUGGUAAAUCAAGAUAACAGUAGUGGUUCUGGAUCAGCUGUGGUUUCCCAAGUGUUAAAUUCUAUGUCGCUACACUCGUGGGUUUAUCCUCAGUCUACCUUGCCACCUUUUGUCUUAUCGGCAUUGGUAGCAUCUGGAUCAGACAGAGGUGAAGUUGAUUUCCUACAAAAUCGAAAAUUGGCAUGGGAGGAUGCUUUUCGAAGUCUAUAUUUCAUGUUUCGGAAGAAUCUCUGCAAAAUAUUUUAUGUCUGUACUUCUCAGUUUGUGGCAAUGUUCACUGGAAGCUGUGAGUCAGGAGGUGUCAAACGCUCAUGCAAUGGCUAUAUCACCCAGUCAACUAGAAGACUGAGAGCCAUGCUUAACGAUCUUGACAUCUGCUACUCUAUGCCUCUUUGCAAAACUAAAAUGGAUCAGACCACUGUUGAAGAUCUUGCUGAACUCUCAGAGAUAGAGAAUCACAACCUUGGCCAGAUUCGUCGUUCGCGUUCCGUCUCAAACAUUGAUAAUACUCCAGAAUCUUUCUUGGCUUUUGUCGGAAAUGAGAGCGUACAUGGAUUGUAUGAUCUUCUCUUAAAUUAUAGGUCGUCUUUUGAAUUUCUUCCUACCGCAGACGUUCCUGUUUUAUAUUCACCAGUGCCAUUUCAGAAUGCUGCACUGUCUUCUCCUGAGAUCAAAUGCACUGAGAUGGUAAGAACAGAACAUAAAAGUUGCUGCAUGGUUGAGAUAAAAGGUGAAUAUCUUCCGCCGUGGAUUAUUAGCAAUAUAUGUGCAAAUGUGGGUGCUAAUGGACAAAACUUUGAAGCCAGCUUUGUGACCGAGCCAACCUCGGUUAAUUUAAACAUUGGUCUACCACAAGUCCCUGAGAAGACAGACCCGGAGUCUCGAGUCAUAGAAGGCACAGGAGAAACAAACGACAAUGCAUCUGACAUUCCCGGAGCAGUGAUCUGCCCUCAGCUUCAAUCAGGCCAUCUAAAGAGCUUGAAGUAUUGCAACAAGUCUUACACGGUUUCGCUGUCUCCCUCGUGAUUUGUCUCUGUUUUUCUUUCCAGGUUUUCAUCAUUAUGUAUGAAAUGAAUGUACCCAAAAUCAAGUUAUAGACCCAAU
Arabidopsis arenosa is the source of this 2120-nucleotide messenger RNA. NCBI's taxonomy places the organism in Eukaryota, Viridiplantae, Streptophyta, Magnoliopsida, Brassicales, Brassicaceae. The record is from the annotation of a GenBank genome assembly.